This is a messenger RNA of Owenia fusiformis, 826 nucleotides long. Lineage: Eukaryota; Metazoa; Annelida; Polychaeta; Sabellida; Oweniidae. The record is from the annotation of a GenBank genome assembly.
CAUGUUUGCUUGUGACAUAUGCGGCACAGCAUGUAAGACACCUGGUGACGUGGCGCAUCAUAAAAUACAGCAUGAAGGUCCCCAUGCCUUUAUAACAGUUACAGAAGAUGGUGAGAGGGUCUACCAUUGUGACACAUGCACACAAACCUUCUCAAAUAGCUCACUACUUUUAAAACACAUGAAAGAUCACCAUGGUGAUAAACCUUACCGCUGUAAUCAUUGUGAACUAAGGUUUGCAACGCUACCUUUCUGGAGCCAGCAUAUGAUGAGACACAAGGGAGAAAAACACUUUGAGUGUGACAUAUGUGGGAAAAAGUUAUGCGAUGUGAACUCCUUAGGGCAUCAUAGAAAAAUUCAUUCAGGUGUUAGGAAACACAUGUGCCAGAUAUGCGGCAAAAAGUUCAUUACGUUACAUAACCUAGCAGUUCAUGAAAGUAGCCACAGUGAUUUUAAACCACACAAAUGUACCAUAUGUGGUAAAGGAUAUCAACAUAAGGCAAUGGUAACCCGACACAUGCGUAACACUCAUAAAAAUACCUUUAUGUGCCAAUCAUGUGGGGCAAGCUUUUCACGGAAAGAUAACCUUAAAGCUCAUGAGAGGAUCCAUACUGGCGAGAAACCAUAUAGAUGUGAAAUAUGCGGAAAAGGGUUUGCUCAGAUGGCAUCUCUAAAAUGUCAUGAUAGAACUUGUAAUAAGAAUGUGCAUCAGAUACAUAAAGAGACCUUUGGUGUUCACUAUAUGGAAACGAGUGGACAUGUGGAUAUGUCCAUAUAGUGCUUUCAAAGGAAUUCAGUUGAGUCGGGUCCAAAACCCUUCAUACGAGUA